Messenger RNA from Lathyrus sativus (Indian pea), 654 nucleotides. The record is from the annotation of a GenBank genome assembly. Lineage: Eukaryota; Viridiplantae; Streptophyta; Magnoliopsida; Fabales; Fabaceae.
AUGGAGCAUUUUCGGUCUCUAUACCACCUAACUUUGAUACUAGCCGUGGCUACUGUCUUGGCUGCACCGGCCUACGCCCAGAUCACUACACCGUGUAACAUAUCAAUGGUAACCAGCUCUAUGAGUCCUUGCAUGAGCUUCCUCACAAAUAGCAGUGGCAACGGAACCUCGCCCACUGCUGAUUGCUGCAAUUCCAUCAGGUCCCUCACAAGUGGAAGCAAGGAUUGUCUUUGUCUGGUUGUCACUGGCAAUGUUCCUUUUCAAUUACCAAUCAACAGAACCUUAGCUAUCUCUCUUCCCCGUGCUUGUAACUUGCCCGGAGUUCCACUUCAAUGCAAAACCUCAGGUUCACCACUUCCUGCUCCAGGACCAGCGUCUUUUGGGCCAUCUCUUUCCCCGGCAUCUACUCCAGCUGCUCCAUCUCUUAGUCCUCAAGGUUCUUCUGUACUCCCCUCACCAGUUACACCUUCUCUGCCACCACAGCCUGAAUCAACCACUCCAUCAUCUUCGCCAGCGAAUCCCGAUAUCCCAUCCGCAACACCCGGAAGCGGCCGCUCCAAUCUCACUCCAUCCUCUGCUGGAUCAUUAUCUCACACUCUCCUAUCAUCUGCUGUGGUCAUUGUAUUUGGAUAUGCCGUUUCUAAACACUACUAG